Sclerotinia borealis F-4128 is the source of this 432-nucleotide messenger RNA. The record is from the annotation of a GenBank genome assembly. NCBI's taxonomy places the organism in Eukaryota, Fungi, Ascomycota, Leotiomycetes, Helotiales, Sclerotiniaceae.
AUGGGUUUCAAGGAGCUCCGGAGAGCAUCGCCAUGUUCUUCCCUGCACCAACGGUACAUCAAAUCCCAACGCGGCAACUGCGGAGAUAGGUAUACACCAACUUUACGCCGUGUCAAGAGUUUCUACAAUCCUCCGAAAGACUUUGCGCUCAUUUUCGCAUUGUCGAUUUCGAGUCGUGAAGAUUCGAUGGUGGAGGUGGAGAUCGAUACGUCGGAUUUCGUGAUCACAAUCGAAGUACCGUUGCAAAUGCAUAAUCAUAAUCCUCGUACCGAGGUGCAGAUGGGAACGAUUUUGGAAAGGGAGGAACUGGAGUGCCCGGAAUGUGAUAGGGAGUUUGGGGGGGAACAUGGAGUGGAGGAUUUGGCAUUGCAUUUUAAUCAUGUGCAUUGGAAGAGAAGGGUUGAGAGGAGGAAGUGCUUGAGUAUGGGAUAG